AUGCACGUCAAGCGGGUUACUCUGACGUCAAAGAAAAACUGGUGGAUGGUGGAGUUGGACAACCAGCAAGACGAUAAUGCUGCCCCGUCCAUUAACUCGUUCUCGUCGGAGGAGACAGUGGUCGACGGCCUUGAUUACCAGCAACUUGAUCCAUCAGAACCGCACAGACCACCCACGCCGCCUCCUUCACCGCCUAUCUACAACCCGCCCCGCCACCCAACAUCCAUCUUCUCUUUCCCAACGCCGACAGCAUAUUCGGCUCCACCUAACCCCACCGUCAACCUCUCGCCAGUCGCCCAAGGCUCAGCCUCAGUGCUCUUCAAGUGUGUCGUCAAGAAGCCCGAUGUCAUCCAGCUAGAGAUAAAUGGGGAGAUGCAGUCCAACGCGUCCGACGUCACAAUACAGUUCUUGGCGGAGCUGCGUGUAUACACUACGGUGACGCGGCAUCGGAAUAUAUGUGCUUUUCUGGGGGCGCUCGAGAACGUGGGCAUGGUGCUGGAGUACAUCGAUGGGCGGACACUAUAUGAUGUUGUUACUGCUCGCCCAGUGCUGACGAGGGAGGCCAAGAUCGAUUACCACGACCAGUUACUUGACGGCCUAACACAUCUCCACUCAUUUGGCCUGAGUCACGGCGACCUUUCACUGCUUAACAUCCAAGUCACGGUUCCUGCGAAUACAGUCAAACUCCUCGAUUUCGGUCGUUCUGUGUCUGCAGACUCGAUAUAUACAUCCCCGGACGACGAACCCGUCGAUCCAUUCGCUCAUCUCGUACGCCGACAGUCCAGUCAGACUCCACUCCUUUCGUCUAGAAAAAUUGAGCAGAUACAUCCUGGUACGCGUCCGUUCUGUGCGCCGGAGAUUCUUAGAGGCGAAUGUCAAGACGCGCUGCUGGCCGAUGCAUAUAGUUUUGGGAUCAUACUCGUGUGCUUAGAUCGCUGCGAGCACGUUGACAUCAAGCCUUGGGAACAGCGAAAGGAUUUCAUUCCCAAGGACUUUUUCCAGGGCUGCGAGGUUUUCGAAGAGAGGGCGAGGGAAUAUCUCCGCAAGUGGAAUGAUUCCCGGCGGAGAUUGGUGAAGACAGAUAUGUUCGAAUGCUAUCAAAACCAACCAAGUGUUUGA
Messenger RNA from Desarmillaria tabescens, 1119 nucleotides. Its product is annotated as kinase-like protein. The record is from RefSeq and is a predicted model, not a curated record. The transcript is spliced from 2 exons. NCBI's taxonomy places the organism in Eukaryota, Fungi, Basidiomycota, Agaricomycetes, Agaricales, Physalacriaceae. Gene Ontology annotation, biological process: protein phosphorylation. Bases 1 to 1119 code for a protein of 372 amino acids. Gene Ontology annotation, molecular function: ATP binding; protein serine/threonine kinase activity.